AUGAAUUCCUCCGACCCCGCCGAUGUCAUGGAGGUCGCCAAAUCCCAGGUGGCCGCCCACGACGCGCAUCUGAAUGAGAAGAAGUCGUUGGACAAGGAGCUGGCCAUCUCGCCCAGCAUUCAAGAAAUCCCCGGUUCCAAGGAGGUGGGCGGCUCGUCGACCGGAGGUGAAGAUGCUCAUCUAAACCUCGAGCUUCCCACCGAUGCGGAACUGAACGAGCUGCGUCGCGUGGCGGGUCCCAUUCCCUGGACUGCCUAUACCGUGGCUUUCGUCGAACUCUGCGAGCGUUUCUCCUACUACGGAACCACCGCGGUUUUCGUCAACUUUAUUCAGCGCCCCCUGCCUGAAGGUUCCACCACCGGUGCCGGUUACGAUCACAGCGUGCCCGGAGCUCUGGGGAUGGGUCAGCAGGCCUCGACCGGUCUGACUCUGUUCAACUCCUUCUGGUCGUAUGUCAUGCCGCUUGUCGGUGCCUACGUGGCCGAUCAACACCUGGGACGUUUCAACACCAUCAUGUGGUCGAUCGCGGCCGCCCUGCUCGGUCACACUAUUCUUAUCAUCUCGUCCAUCCCUCAAGUCAUCUCCAACCCUAACGGUGCCAUUGGAUGCUUCGCCGUCGGUCUCAUUAUCAUGGGUGUGGGUACGGGUGGUUUCAAGUCCAACAUCUCCACCUUGAUCGCGGAACAAUAUCGCCAGGACCACGCCUACAUCAAGACGCUGAAGUCGGGCGAGCGUGUCAUCGUGGACCCCGCCGCCACUGUGUCGCGUAUCUACCUGUACUUCUACAUGAUGAUCAACAUCGGCUCCAUCCUGGGUCAGGUCAGCAUGGUGUACGCGGAGAAAUACGUCGGAUUCUGGCUGUCGUUCUUCCUGCCCACCUGCCUGUUCAUGUGCUGCCCCACGGUGCUGUUCCUCUGCCGCAACAACUACAACCACGUCAAGCCGACCGGUUCCGUGUACCUGCAGGCCUUCCGCACCUGGAAGAUGGCCAUGCACGGACGCUGGUCGCUGAACCCUGCCCGCAUGUUUAUCAAGAACCCUACUCCUUUCUGGGAGCCCGUCAAGCCCUCCGCUUUGGGUGCCAACAAGCCCGCAUGGAUGGUCUUUGACGACGAGUGGGUCGACGAGGUGGCUCGUGGUCUCAAGGCCUGCACGGUGUUCCUGUGGUACCCGCUUUACUGGCUGGCAUACAACCAGAUGUUGAACAACUUGACCUCGCAAGCCGCCACCAUGAGACUGGGCGGCGUCCCCAACGACAUCAUCAACAACCUUAACCCCCUGUCGCUGAUCAUCGCCAUCCCCAUCAUGGACCAGGUCAUCUACCCGGGACUGCGCCGCAUGGGCAUCAAGUUCACCCCGCUGAAGCGUAUCACGGCCGGUUUCAUGAUGGCCGCGCUGUCCAUGGUGGCCGCCGCCGUGACGCAGCACUACAUCUACGAGCUGGGCGACUGCGGCAAGGAAGCCAACUACUGCCUGGACGAGGAGGGCAAGCACUCGCCCAUCUCCGUCUGGGUUCAGGCCCUGACGUACGUGCUGGGCGGUAUCUCUGAGAUCUUCGCCUCCGUCACCUCGCUGGAGUACGCGUUCACCAAGGCACCCCGCAACAUGCGUUCGCUGGUGCAGGCUGUCGCACUGUUCAUGAACGCCAUCUCCUCGGCCAUCGGACAGGCGUUCGUCAGUCUGUCGGUCGACCCUCUGCUCGUGUGGAACUACACCGUCGUGGCCAUCCUGGCGUUCGUCGGUGGUGUCGGCUUCUGGAUUACCAACUACAAGCUGGACCGCGAGGAAGAUCGCCUGAACAACCUGAAGCAGAGUCGCUACCAGGGAUCGGGGCUGAAGGCGGACGAGGAGUCGGCGCGGUAG
This is a messenger RNA of Aspergillus steynii IBT 23096, 1863 nucleotides long. RefSeq names its product putative MFS peptide transporter. Gene Ontology annotation, cellular component: membrane. Gene Ontology annotation, molecular function: dipeptide transmembrane transporter activity. The record is from RefSeq and is a predicted model, not a curated record. Gene Ontology annotation, biological process: transmembrane transport; oligopeptide transport. Bases 1 to 1863 code for a protein of 620 amino acids. The transcript is spliced from 6 exons. NCBI's taxonomy places the organism in Eukaryota, Fungi, Ascomycota, Eurotiomycetes, Eurotiales, Aspergillaceae.